UGAGUGUGUAUUAUUAUGACACCUUGUUGGUUGACAGUUGACAUUGACAGAUUUUAACAUUUCUUGCUUUCUUUCCUUCCGACAUCUUGAACUACGUUAAACACGCGUUUUUCGGGUGUAAAGAAAUUAAAUUCGAGAUGAAACUGAAUCGAAAUGUUUCCUCAUCGCGGCGUAAGAGCCGAAAGCGCCAUUUCCAGGCCCCGUCGCACAUCCGAAGGAAGUUGAUGUCGGCUCCACUUUCCAAGGAACUAAAACAAAAGUACACAGUACGUUCUAUGCCAAUUCGCAAAGAUGAUGAAGUGCAGGUUGUCCGCGGACACUACAAGGGCAAUCAGGUUGGUAAGGUAGUGCAGGUGUACCGUAAGAAAUUUGUCGUAUAUAUCGAACGAAUUCAACGCGAGAAGGCCAACGGAACCAAUGUGUAUGUCGGUGUACAUCCAUCCAAAUGUCUAAUCGUUAAGCUGAAAAUGGACAAAGAUCGGAAGAAGAUAUUGGACCGCCGUGCGAGUGGACGUCGUGCGGCUCUGGCCAAGGACAAGGGCAAGUACACCGAAGAAUCGGCUGCCGCCUCCGCGAUGGAAACCAGUUCGUAAUCCUGAAAUGUGUACUAUGCAGCGGGUGCGAAUUUUUUGAGCUGUUGCAUCUUAAGAAGUUAAACAAUAAACUAAGAGAAAUCUAAAA
Molecule: messenger RNA, 681 nt
Organism: Malaya genurostris
Lineage: Eukaryota; Metazoa; Arthropoda; Insecta; Diptera; Culicidae
Gene: RpL26
Product: large ribosomal subunit protein uL24
Exons: 2
Coding region: 138-593 (151 amino acids)
Biological process (GO): cytoplasmic translation; ribosomal large subunit biogenesis
Cellular component (GO): cytosolic large ribosomal subunit; ribosome
Molecular function (GO): structural constituent of ribosome; RNA binding
Source: RefSeq, a predicted model, not a curated record